CUUAGGGAGGAGUGUCCUGGGGCAGAGCAAACGAAGAGACAGAGGGACAGCGCAGCUCUCCCCCAGCUGGGCAUUCAGCUCUCUCUUCCCUCACUCUCUCAGUGCAGGCUGUGGACACCAUGAGUCUCUGGGACACUCGGUCCAGGGACCUGGACAGGUACAUUGAGGAGUAUCUCUUGCCUGAUACCACUUUUCGGACAGAGGUCCGAAGGGCAGUCGACACCAUCUCCUCCUUCCUAAAGAACAGAUGUUUCCGAGAUACAUGGAAGUCAGUUCGGGUGACCAAGGCUGUGAAGGGAGGUUCAUCUGGCAAAGGCACAGCCCUGAGAGGCCGCUCCGAUGCAGACCUGGUAGUAUUUCUCAGCGAUUUCAAAAGCUAUCGGGACCAGAUAGAGCGACGAGGAGAGUUCAUUGAGGAAAUCAAAAAACGAUUGGAAGAAUUUGAGCGUGACCAAGGUGGAAUGUUUCAAGUAAAAUUUGAGGUUAACAGAUGGACUAACCCUCGAGUGCUCAGCUUCAGGAUGACGUCGAAAAAGAUCAGUCAGUGGGUGGACUUCGAUGUGCUUCCAGCCUUCGAUGUUUUAGGCCAGGUGACCAACGGCUUCAGACCUAACCCCCAAGUCUACAUCAAACUUAUAAAUGAAUACUGGAAUGAGGGAGAAUUCUCCACUUGCUUCACAGAGCUCCAGACACGCUUCCUCAAACAGCGCUGCACCAAGCUCAAAAGUCUGAUCAGAUUGGUGAAACACUGGUAUAAAAUGUGCAAGGACAAAAUGGACAAUCUCCCCCCUCAAUAUGCCCUAGAGCUCCUGACUGUCUAUGCCUGGGAGCAUGGGAGCAAGGUAACUGAUUUCAACACAGCUCAGGGCUUCCGGACAGUCCUGUAUUUGAUAGCGCACUACCCACAGCUCAGGAUCUACUGGACCAUUAACUAUGACUUUCAGAAUGUGAUCAUUGGAGAGUACCUGCAAUCACAGCUGAAAAAACCCAGGCCAGUGAUCCUGGACCCAGCUGAUCCAACUGGUGAUGUAGGGGGUGGAAUUCGAUGGCGCUGGGACAAGCUGGCACAAGAAGCCCAACUAUGGUCAUCUGCCCCAUGCUUUCAAAAUUGGUCUGGGACCUGCGUGCAGCCAUGGCAUGUGCCGGUGGAGCAGACCCAGGAAGGAAGCAAGGGCUUUCCCCCAACCAGUUUCUCAGAAGAGGACUUCCACAUUUGCGAUCCAGUGCCAUUGGAAGUGAGCGAUUGUUACCUCCAAGGAGACCCUCCUGCCCAACAGGAGUCUAACUGCACAAUUCUCUGCAGGACCAGCCCUUUAGAAGAAACGAAACCAGCCCACGGGGCUGGGAUGUUUUUCUCCCCACUCAGAACCCUACCUGCUGAAACGGGAGCCAUGGGUCUGUACCAGACGCCGGGCAGGGCCCUGGACAAGUUUGUGCAGGAUAAUCUCAUGCCACAGAAAGGCUUUCUGGAUCAGGUGAGGCAAGCAGUGAACACCAUUUGCACGGUGCUGCGGGAGAAGUGUUUUCAGAACUCCACCUCCAGGGUCCGGGUGAUAAAAGUCAUUAAGGGUGGCUCCUAUGGCCGGGGCACGCCCCUGAGAGGUGGCUCCGACGCUGACCUCGUCGUCUUCCUCAGCUGUUUCAAGGCCUAUGCUGACCAAGGGGCCUGGCAGCCAGAUGGCUUCGAUGAGAUCCGGGCCCAGUUGGAAGCCUGCUGGCAGAAACACCCACAGGCCUUGAGCCUCCAGUUCUGCGCCCAGGGGGAUCCUCAAGCUUUGAGAUUCCGGCUGGGGUCAGCCACGCUCCACAGCUGGAUGGACGUUUCGCUGAAGCCUGCUUUCGAUGCCCUGGGGCCUCUCAACCCUGGCUCCAAACCUAGACCCCAGGUCUACGUAGACCUCCUCAGCAAUGGCUCUCCAGCAAGCACCUACUCUGAAUGUUUUACUGAGCUCCAGAGGGAUUUUGUCAACAGCCGCCCCUCUAAGCUGAAGAAUCUCAUUCUUCUAGUGAAACACUGGUACCAGCAGGUUACAUCACAGUAUGAGGCAGGCCAACAAGAUGACAAUUAUUUGCCUCCGGUCUAUGCCCUGGAGCUCCUGACCAUCUAUGCCUGGGAACAAGCAGGAAAGAAGGAAAAAUUCCACACGGCUGAAGGCUUCCUGACAGUCCUGAGCCUAAUCCGGAACUACCAGCAGCUCUGUGUCUACUGGACAAUCAACUACGACUUUGAGGAUAAGGCCAUCAGGAGUUGCCUACAAAAACAGCUGGGAAAGCCUAGGCCCCUGAUCCUGGACCCAGCAGACCCAACCUGGAAUGUGGGCCAGGGGAGCUGGGAGAGGCUGGUCCAGGAAGCUGAAACAUGUGGGUGUCAGCCCUGCUUUGUGCAUGGGGACGGGUCUCCAGUGCAACCAUGGGAUGUGAUGCCAACUCUGCUUCAACAAACUCCAUCCUGGGACCUGGACAGCUUCAUCAGUAAAUUCCUCCAGCCCAACCGAGAAUUCCUGGGUCAGGUGAGCAGAGCCGUGGACAUCAUCUGCUCAUUUAUGAAAGAAAACUGCUUCCGGAAUUCAUCCACUAAGGUGCUCAAAGUAGUCAAGGGAGGCUCUUCGGCCAAGGGCACCGCCCUGAGGGGCCGCUCCGAUGCCGACCUCGUAGUGUUCCUCAGCUGCUUCUGUGGAUUCGCCGACCAAGGGACCAACCGCGCGGAAAUCAUCGCAGAAAUCCGAGCGCAGCUGGAAGCCUGCCGGCGGGAGAAGCAAUUUGACGUGAAAUUUGAGAUCUCCAAAUGGGAGAAUCCCCGGGUGCUCAGCUUCACGCUGACGUCCAAGACCCUGGACCACAGUGUGGACUUCGAUGUUCUUCCUGCCUUCAAUGCUUUGGGCCAGUUGAGCUCAGGCACAAAACCUGAUACCCAGGUCUACAUUGAUCUCAUCAACAGCUACAAUAAUGGAGGCGAAUUCUCCUCCUGCUUCACAGAACUGCAGCGAGAUUUUGUUAUCUCUCGCCCCACCAAGCUGAAGAGUCUGAUCCGCCUGGUAAAGCACUGGUACAAACAGUGUAUGAGAGCUCCCAAAGGGAGAGGAGCACUCCCCCCACAGUAUGCACUCGAGCUCUUGACCAUCUAUGCCUGGGAACAGGGGGAUGGGACACCACAGUUCAACAUGGCUGAAGGCUUCAGGACAGUCCUGGAACUGGUCCAGAAUUACAAGAACCUCUGUAUCCACUGGAAGGUUAACUAUAACCCUGAAAAUGAGAUCAUCAAAAAUUUCCUUACUCAGCAACUCCGGAAACCCAGACCAAUCAUCCUGGAUCCUGCCGACCCAACUGGGAAUCUGGGCCAUGGCACCCGCUGGGACCUAUUGGCAAAGGAAGCUGCCUCCUAUGCAAAUUCUGUAUGCUGUGCAAACAAGUCUGGGGACUUUGUCCAGCCCUGGGCGUUGAAGGUCUCUUCAUGAACCUGGAAUAUCCUGUUUCUGAACCCCAAAUUCUUCAUCAUGUGGACAACUUGGCUAUCACCCCCUCUGUAGAGCUGAGAUGCAAGAUCUUCUGACAGAUGUGUGCAUAUAAAAACCCAGCCCUAGCCACCUCUCCAUUUCCCCCAGGGAUUGUCUUAACUAUGACCUAUUCUCCCUUUGAGUACUGUUGCGGACCCUUUUCCCAUUUCUCACCCUAUAAUGAUGGUCCUUACCUGUGCUUCAGUCAUCUGUCCUCUGUUUUCUUGUGUAUGUUGUCUUCUUCAGAGAGUUCAUUCCUUCCCAUGAUGUUAGUUAUCAUCUCUGCAGAUGCCACCAAACCACCCAACUCCAGCCCUGAUCUCUGUCCUGAACUUCACCAGGGUGACCUAGCAGUACCUCAAAUUCAGCAUAUUUAAAGCUGAAUCACAAAUGCCAGACUUGUAGGCAUGCAGAUCUGGGUUCAAUUCCUUCCUCUGACAUUUUCACUAGUUGCUCAGUCAUGGACAAGUCAUUUCAUUUCUGAGAG
Vombatus ursinus (common wombat) is the source of this 3981-nucleotide messenger RNA. It is a transcript of the gene OAS3, whose product is annotated as 2'-5'-oligoadenylate synthetase 3. Lineage: Eukaryota; Metazoa; Chordata; Mammalia; Diprotodontia; Vombatidae. Bases 120 to 3455 code for a protein of 1111 amino acids. The transcript is spliced from 18 exons. Gene Ontology annotation, cellular component: nucleoplasm; cytosol; membrane. The record is from RefSeq and is a predicted model, not a curated record. Gene Ontology annotation, biological process: defense response to virus; negative regulation of viral genome replication; regulation of ribonuclease activity. Gene Ontology annotation, molecular function: 2'-5'-oligoadenylate synthetase activity; double-stranded RNA binding.